This is a messenger RNA of Paramecium primaurelia, 446 nucleotides long. Lineage: Eukaryota; Ciliophora; Oligohymenophorea; Peniculida; Parameciidae. The record is from the annotation of a GenBank genome assembly.
AACACUUCUAAUUUCAAGAAUUGUGAUGAAUUUCGAUGAUGCUUCUUUAUCUUCACUCCAUACUUACAGAGUUAAAACCCGUUAAUAACAGAAAGGCAUUUAGCCUUCUAUUCAAAAAUCAAAAAGAAAAUACUGUCAUAUUUCUCCUGAUAGAAAGAAUCAGUUAAUUUCUCUCGUCCUCGAUAAAAAACUUAGGAUAAAAGAUGUACUUAACUAUACAUAUAUUUUACAUUAGGCUGCUGUUAUUUGUAGUUUAAAUUAUUCCACAGCCAAAACAAUACUGUAUAAUUUGAGACAUAGACCACCUAAGUAAGCUGAAGUGAAGCCAAUUUCGAAUUCAAGAAAGCAAAACCUCACCAUUAAAAUUCUAAUCAAAGGCAAGCUUGUCAAUGAGUAUGAUUUUUAUUAAAAAUCGAAUCAGAGUUGAAGUAUGUUAAUUACAUCCC